Dermacentor andersoni is the source of this 2615-nucleotide messenger RNA. RefSeq names its product venom allergen 5-like. Lineage: Eukaryota; Metazoa; Arthropoda; Arachnida; Ixodida; Ixodidae. The record is from RefSeq and is a predicted model, not a curated record.
CGAUCAGCUCACAGCUCGCGGCAUGUCGAAGCGAUGGCGUUAGCGCGCAAAUCAUGCUUUACACGUCCUGUGUGGUUGCCGUACACGCCCGCGGGGAUAGCGAAACAAACGCGACGCGCGCGGGACUGCUUCAAAGAAACAGCUGCAACGGUUGCGCGUUUGAUGCUCGAGUAUACGCCGCUGAUAUUCGAAGAAUAACUGGACAGGCGGGUUAGGGGGGUAUGGUUCGGCAAAAAACCUGGACCACCCGAACGCCGCGCACUCUACGCCGAAGUCGUACGCGAAGCAGAACCUUCCGACUCCUCAGUUGCAGUUGUACGUUUAGAGCUCCUCGUUUUGGGGCCUUCCGAGCUAUAAAUGAGACACAGCGCGCACACGAUGCCUGGAAAGAGAGCGGUAUCGCGGCAAUGCUGACUACUACGAGAGGGCGGCGUAGGGUGUACGGGCUCUCAUGGCAGGUGUUAGGAUAGCCCUGUUUUGAUUCCUUGUUUAAGGGUUUUCUUUUUCUUUUCUUUUUUUUUGUGUUCGAAGGCUCGGUGGGCAUAAUCAAGCUUCCCUUGUUUGCGUGCCGUCAUUAUUUCUCUUCCCGCUCGCAUCUUGCGACGUCAACGUGUAUUAAACGCACCCCGGAACUACUCAGGAAGGAGCCGAAGUGGCGUAUAUACGCGAGGACAAGAAAAAAAAAACAAUAAUAAGGGCAAGAUAACGAGCUAGUUCCAGGCUUGACAACACGCCCCAACCAUCGUAAUGUCGAGCGUGGUGACGGCUCGCAGGCAUUUGAUGGUUUCUUUUGCUAGACGGAGGCGAAAUCGGGCUCUUUCGCGGCGUUGGACCCCGGAGCGUAUCUGCAGAAGGAGACGGCCAGGCGUCCACCCGCACCCACUCGCUUCGAUGCCAAAGACUUCAGAAGACCGGUCACGAUGCUGUUCUGGCCACGCGUUGGUCUGCUGCUCCGCUCUGCACUGUCCGUCUGCUUGUUUCGACUGACCCUCCAGCGGUGCCUCCCAGAGUACAGGAAAACAGAAGGUCACACCGCUUGCCUUCCACGCAACUACGAAUGCGACAUCGUGUCUUCAGGAUUGACGCCGGCUGAGCAGAAGUCAUUCGUCGACGUCCACAACAAGUACCGGAGCAUGGUUGCCCGCGGUAGACUACCACGCUUUCCUCCCGCCUCAGACAUGCGGAAACUGCGCUGGGACGACGGCCUGGCGGAAGUCGCGGAGGCGCACGCCAAGCAGUGCAACGUUCGGCACGACGCCGGACGUCACCGGUCGACGGUGAAGUUCCCGCGCACGGGACAGAACCUGGCCGCCUAUUGGAAGAGCAACGGCGCUACCAAUGGUUCCUCGUCUUGGGUCGGCAACGACAUCGAGAGGGCCGUCAGGUCGUGGUUCGAGGAGAAUCACCGCUACUCGCCGUCGGGUUUGAAUCACUUCAGCGAGAACGCGGUGGGACCCGUGGGACACUUCGCGCAGGUCAUCUGGGCGAGCACCCAGUUCGUGGGCUGUGGAGCAGUCCGUUUCAGGAAGCACGGCGGGCGUGGAGGUGCUACCAACUUCUACGUGUGCAACUACGCGGACGCCGGCAACCACGUGGGAAAGCCCGUGUACCUGCCUGGUAGAGCGUGCAGCCAUUGCCCGCGGGGUAUGGCGUGUGAGUGGCCGGCGGGGCUCUGCACCGGCAGCAGCUUCACGGCGGCCUACCAAACGGCGCGGUCCUCGGCUGGCACAUCAGUUCCCGCAGCGAUGUAUCCGAGUUCAACAGCGAAAAUAGGGACUUGGAGACCCCAUUAUGGAACACGGCGGUUCUGGAACGGGUCGUGGUACCCUUAUAGCGUAUCUUCAGGAGCAACGAGGAGAAACAGGGCGUGGAUGCGUCAUUACGAUGCACAACGACCAUGGGCUGGAAAGCUGACACGCCCUCCAGUGUAUUCGAUCCAGACGAACAAAAUGGUGACGUGGAAGCCUCCUUACGAAAGCGAUAGCUGGGCACAUAAAUGGCCACUCGGGUUCUGGAAGACGAGAGAACAAUCUUUCAACAUACUGAGGGAGGUGAAGUACCACCUGGACAACAGUGGCGGUGAUUUCGCACAACUGAGGUUUGGGAUCGAUGACGUGCACGACGUGUACAUUAACAGACCUGAACGUGUAAGUGUGACGGUAUUUCGAGGAUACGACCGCUAGCGUCAUCUUGUGUUCCGAGGACGGGCGGGCGAUACUGAUGAAGGCAGACGAUAAAGCAUGCGUGGGGUCACAUACGGCGCUGCAAAUAUAAGUGGUUCCACUGCUUGCAAACCUCAGAAGCUUUGCAGUUCAUUAUGCACGCACAAAUUCAGAAUAUGACAUCAUGAAAGCCUGCACGAAUGCAAAUUCGCAACACACGGCUAUCAAUUUUGAACGGUACUUAAAUUUAUGCUUUUAAACACUUCGUAAUUCUAUGUUGUUUCUCCUGUUCAAAUUGUCGGCAAUCUAAAGAAAAGUGAGCGCUUAAAUUUGCGCUCUCACGGUAUAUGUUUUCCCAUCAAUACUCCGUCCAAUACGCGUAGUACAAACAUAAGAUUACUUCACGGUUAUUCUUACCAAUAAAUCACACGCACCAGCGUGCAUCUACGAUUA